AUGUCCGACAACAGACGUCGUAAUGGCGCUCUAGGUACCUGGGUGCCGCUGGUUGUGACGGCCGCCGUUGCUACCGUCAGUGUCGCGGCAUGGAUCUGGAGCCAGCGCAAGGACCGGAGCGAGGAACACGAGACCAACUCGACCCUCCAGGACCUCGACUACGAGAACGCCGACUACGGCGACAACCCGCCCUACGGAGCCUCCGGCCAAGGUCGUCUGAAGCCGCCAGCCCAUUCCCCCAAUGCCCAAGCACAGGCCGAAGGAGGAUGGGGCCUCCGCCGCACCCCGAGUCCGGCCGACUUCUUCAACGGCGCGAAGCGACAGGUCGCCGCCGGCGUGACUGCAGCGGGCGCAGCUGUGGGUACCGCCCUUUCCGCCAUCCGCGAGGAAGACAGCCUGAGGAGCGAGUUUGCUGACGACGAGACGUGGUCCGACCCGGAUACGAAAAAACAGGUUGAGAAUGCUACUACUUCCAGAAAUGAGAGUCCCGUUGUUCAACCUACCACGAUUACUGCCCCGGUUACCGCUCCCGCUGUCACUACCACUGCCGCCUCCAACAAGAACCAACGCCGGAAAAAGGUUGCCAUUAUUGUCUCGGCCGAUAACCAUGUGGAAGCUGGUGAUGAGGAGUACCAUGAACAUGCUUCCAUCCUCUCCCACAUCCCCCGUAACAUCGAUCUCUCCCUUACCAAGCUCUACAUCCUCAUCUACGCCCCUCAGCUCAAGGACAAGUCCGAAGACUCCUCCAAGCCUCCCUCGCUAAGCUCUUCCUUCUCCAACAUUGAAGCCGAGACACCCGCCGAGAGCAAGGACAAGGACCCUCUUGCCGGUUCCGCCUACACCUCCCUCUACAACCAAGCAACCACCCUCGUCUCCAAGCCCUCUCACAUCCUGACCUUCUCCACCCCCGCCGGCCACUCCCACAUCCUACGUCAUAUUCAGCCCGAGAUCCUUUACCUCCAGGAAUCUCUGGCCGGACCGGACGGCAGCGUGAUCACUUCCCUCCAGACAUGGUUAAGGCACGACAUUGUGUUGGUGGUUGGUGCUGAGCAAGGAGAUGGUGGCCUUGCUGAUUCGGACUCUGAGGACGAUGACACAGAAAAGAACGGCGAGAAGGAGAAGAAGAAGGAGGAGACCAAGUGGUGGCAGAAGGAAGAGCGGGUGGGACGGGGGAGGGGAGUGGUGGUUGUUGAUGUGAGGGCGGGCAAGUUGGGUGAUGAUUGGGUUAGGAGGGUUCAGGGACAGGAGUAA
This is a messenger RNA of Neurospora tetraspora, 1251 nucleotides long. RefSeq lists its product as uncharacterized. The coding region runs from base 1 to 1251 and encodes 416 amino acids. The record is from RefSeq and is a predicted model, not a curated record. The transcript has 3 exons. NCBI's taxonomy places the organism in Eukaryota, Fungi, Ascomycota, Sordariomycetes, Sordariales, Sordariaceae.